Messenger RNA from Corticium candelabrum, 1696 nucleotides. RefSeq lists its product as uncharacterized. The record is from RefSeq and is a predicted model, not a curated record. Lineage: Eukaryota; Metazoa; Porifera; Homoscleromorpha; Homosclerophorida; Plakinidae. The transcript is spliced from 2 exons. Gene Ontology annotation, molecular function: protein binding. Bases 284 to 1510 code for a protein of 408 amino acids.
ACUGCGCGUUCAAGUUUCCAGUUUUGAGCACAUAGGUGCCUAAAAAUCAAACUCUAAAAGAUAAAUCUAAACAUCACAAGAAUCAAACAUCAAAAGAUGAAAAACCAUUUUACAAAAAAUAAAAAGGAAAAUAAAAAAUUAAAUUAAAAGUUAAAAUUUAAUAAACACAAAAUUUUAAAAUAAGAAUGCAAGCAAAAAAUUAAAAAUUAAAAAUUAAAAUUUUGUAAAAAAAUUUACUAAAAUUGAAAAAUGAAAACAUGAAAAUUGAAAUGUAGAAAAUUUAAUGGCCGGACCAUCCACUGACCCUACAACCCCUAGCUACAAGCUAAUGACUCACUUGCACGUUUGGUUCCAAGGAGCACGUGAGCCAUUGUCCCAUUGUUCCUCUCCCACGUGCACGCGGUCUGUAACAAUAUCUCUUUGCAUUGCAAUGGCGUCAUCAACAGGCGACACAACAAGCCAUCAAAUCAGCAACGUUGACCUUCCUCUCUUGCCCAGACUCGUCGAACCGAUUGCAGUUACACUGAAAAAGAGUUGUGAGGAUGAGAGCUGGGGCUUUGUUCUGCGAGGAUAUCACACAAAGUUUCCUGAUGGAAGUCAAUCACAUGCUGCUCUGGUGGCAGAUGUCAUGGAUCAGAGUCCGUCUGCAGAGGCUGGACUUGCAGACAAUGAUCAGAUCGUUGCUGUGGAUGGAGAGAGUGUGAAGAUGAUGGAGCACAAGCAGGUGGUGGAAAUGUUUAGAGGAAAGAAGGAGGUGGAAUUGCUGAUUUUAUCGGAGGAUGACAGAGUGAAUAUUACCGUGCAAGUUCUGCCUUUGACUGUGCAAAUGUUAGAUUGUCUAUGGGCUCUAUCACAGACUCUACAGUUUCUCUUCAUCUGGCACAUCGACAUGUCCGACCCUGACAACACCUUCGACGUCAGUGGCCUAUCAAAACUCAAAGAACUAGCCAUAAACCAUUGCAAACUCAGCACCCUAGAACACAUACACGGACUACCAUCCCUACACUCUCUCACAUCUCUAAGUCUUGAUCACAACAACCUACCAAGCGACGCCCUAUCAAGCGACUCGUCUCUGGUCUCGAUGAUCCAACUCACCAAACUGUCAGUCAACCACAACAAACUCUCAUCGUUUCCCUCCUGUCUGCUGCUGCUCACUAACCUCACAAAACUGUCUCUCUCGUUUAAUCACAUCACAGCAAUUCCACCUCUAAUUCCAACACUCGUCGGUCUCAAGCAAUUGAGUUUGGAUUCAAACAGGAUUAUCGAUUUAGAACCCGAAGUGCUACAACUGCCGCAUUUGAGAUCUCUGACCAUAUCGGAUAAUUUGAUAGAGAACGAGCCGGAAGGUUUGGUCACGUGUCAACUGGAUGUGUUAAGAGUAGAGGGUAAUCCGUAUGUCUCGCAAAUGGGCAUGAUGGCAGGACGAUCGCACAGAAGGAUACAACGAACGAUUAGUGUGACUGGACCCACACCAGUAAGCCAUACAAUCAACCCGAAAAUUGUAAUAUAGUUUGUCAAAUAUCAAAUUUAUUGAGCCACGCCUAGUCACGUGACUAUAAUCACGUGAUACAAUACAAUCACGUGAUACAUUAUGGUCACGUGAUGAAUUCAGUCUAAUGUGUCAGUCACAUUGUUUCAGUCUGCCUUUACACUGAAGGCUGCUAGAAUGCUUGCAAACACAACUGACGGAUUUUUC